This is a messenger RNA of Hypomesus transpacificus, 957 nucleotides long. Its product is annotated as V-set and immunoglobulin domain-containing protein 10-like 2. The record is from RefSeq and is a predicted model, not a curated record. The transcript has 2 exons. Lineage: Eukaryota; Metazoa; Chordata; Actinopteri; Osmeriformes; Osmeridae. Bases 217 to 645 code for a protein of 142 amino acids.
UGGAGAGACUAGACUGUGAAGGCAUUGAUGAAUAAUUCAAACUGAAUCAGAUGUAGUUCCAAAGAAUCCCCUGUCAGUUCCCCUGGCUCUCUCCGUCAUUCCGACGGUGACUGCCAGUGUGGACUGGAGAGGAGACAAGGCUUUACCACUGCAAUAUGCUUUAAAUAACUGCCGUCUCCAGAUAUCCACUCGCGUCUGUCAGAGGUUUGCAGGACCAUGGGGACCCUGACGAGGAUUCCCUGCAUCUGUCUGCUCCUUUGCUUACUGGCUCUUCCCAUGCAAGGUCUGGAGAUCAUGGAUCCUGAGGAGGUGGAAUACAUCCGCCUGCGGGUCCGAGGUGUGCUGGGUGGCUCCCUCACCCUGGAGUGUGGCUCCACCCUGCCCACCAUCUUCAUCUGGGGCUUCACCCAACCUGGCACCCAGAGCAACCAGGCCCUGGCCUACAACUACGGGCAGGGGCCCAAACUGCAGCCCCUCACGUCCAGCCUGGGCCGGGUGAGCGUGAUGCCCAACACCUCCUCCCUGCGGAUCGAGCAGCUGUCCUGGGGAGCUGAGGGCACCUACACCUGCCAGGCCCUGUAUGACGCGGACGAAGGAGCCAAGAUCACCUUCUACUUCACCCAUGUUGACGUAGAGGAAGAAUAAGAGCUAAUGGCAAGGGUGACGUGGUAGCUUUUGGUCUUUUGGAUCCUGCUCAAGGUGGUUUAUAUUCGUGUUUCGACGUCCUUGUGUUAGUGUUUCAAAAGUUGGGUUCACCUGUGUUCUGUCUCUGCAUUAGCGAGAGAAAAGAAAUCUCAAUCAAGAUGGAUAGUUCUACAUAGCACUGAUUUGUGAUUAAAUUAUGUAUUUGCAGAAACUGUAUCAUACUGUAGAUGUAACAUCUGGAGCCUUGAGGUCAUAUUUGGACCUUUAUAGUAAUUUUGCUAACCUGUGUAAACAUUACUCAAUUAUGUUGGG